UCGUUACACAACUCAAGGGUAAACCCGUAAAAAGACCUACCUUCUGUCUCCCCCUCUCCAUCCUCUCAUCUCCAACCAUAACUUUUUUCAGAAAGAUAACAUUUACAAAAAUUCAAAUCUUUAAACAAAAAAAAAAAAAAAGAAACUUUACAUUCUAUUACAAGUCUACAUAACUCAUAGAUCACUGCACUCUCCGUAUCAUAACCACAAACAUGAAGGCGUCGAUGAAGUUUCGUGAGGAGAAGAACCCUCUCCUCCGCGCCAAGAUCCCUCUAAGCAUCUUAGGCCUCCCGUUCCAAUCCGGAAUCGUCGCCGGAGAAUCCAAAGAGCUCAGCCUCAACCUCUCCACCUUCUUCGAAUCAGGCCCGUCUCUCAAGCUCGCGUACCGCCCCAACGACUCCCACAGCCCUUUCUCCCUCGUCGUCAAAACCGGGACGGGACCCUUCGGCUCGCCGAUCUCCACCUCCAUGCUCAUGAGCGCCGAGUUCAACCUCCUCGGUAACAAGAACAGCCCGACCUUCAUGCUCCACUUCAAGCCGCGAUUCGGCGACUUCUCGAUCAAAAAGUCUCAUUCCUCCUCCGGUCUGAUCGGAUCGGUGAGCGGAGAGGAGGAUUCGUCGAUCGAGGUGGUGGAUUCUCCAGGUCCCGGCGGAGGGUUCAGGAAAGUCACCGUCUUGCCGUCGACGUCCGCCGGAGAUAUCGCCGGUUUGCUUUCCGGCGUGGAGGUCGCGGCGAGGACGUCGCUGCCGGUGAGGGGACGCGCGGUGGUGAAUUUUCGGUGGGGGGUUAGGGUUCCGACGGAGAUCAGGCGCGAUUUCGAUCCGACGGCUGAGAUUUCGUUGCGGAGGUUUCCGUUUCUGGUGAUGGAUAAGAUAGGGAUCGAACACGUGGACGGGUGUGGUGGUGGUAAAGAGACUAAACCCGUUAGCGAUCCGGGUAAAGUUUCGGGUUUGAGAAAUAGUGAGGAUGUGUGUUUGGUUAUGGAGGAGCUUCGGUCGGAGAAUAGAGAGUUAAAGAGAGCUGUUGAAGAUCUAAGGGGAGUGAUGGUAUCGAACGUCAGGCCAUUCUAUCCGGCGACGGUGGAUUAUGGAUCGCAUUCAAAGUACCGUGAAGCAGAGAGGAGCAACCACAACAACAGCAACAAUGGUAGAGCGAGAGGUGAACGGUGGAGUAGUGAGAGAACGACGUCGGAUUAUGGCGGGAAGAAGAGCAAGGAAGACGGUGACGUGGCGGAGGAGCUGAAGAAAGCCUUGAAAGGAGCUGCUUGAUGGUACUAUUUGGUGGUAACUCUGCCAUCAUCUUGAGAGUUGAUAAAAAGCUUUAUUCGUCUUUCUUGAUUUAGCUAUGGCUUUUGUAUAUAUCCGUUUAAGUUACUGCUGGCAUUUUGGAACAUCUUCUGAACAUUUCAAUGGAAUUGCAAGACGUUUAAUA
Molecule: messenger RNA, 1431 nt
Organism: Brassica napus (rape)
Lineage: Eukaryota; Viridiplantae; Streptophyta; Magnoliopsida; Brassicales; Brassicaceae
Exons: 1
Coding region: 213-1268 (351 amino acids)
Source: RefSeq, a predicted model, not a curated record